This is a messenger RNA of Oryza brachyantha (malo sina), 2714 nucleotides long. RefSeq names its product WPP domain-associated protein-like. The coding region runs from base 356 to 2605 and encodes 749 amino acids. NCBI's taxonomy places the organism in Eukaryota, Viridiplantae, Streptophyta, Magnoliopsida, Poales, Poaceae. The transcript has 6 exons. The record is from RefSeq and is a predicted model, not a curated record.
CCGUCGCAAUAACUGCCGCCAUCCCCGUCGCCGUCGCCGUCGCCGUCAUCGUCGCCGUCGCCGUCGUCCCCCAGGGGCCGCACUGAGCGCGGCGGCUUAUCCCUCUGGCCUUUUGGGUGUCUCUUCCGCCGCGUAGGUACGAGAGUGACUUUUGGUUGGGACUUGGGAAGUUCAUCAGUUACCAGGUGGUGUAAACCGAAGCCCUCGAUAGCGGCGAGGCUCGCGGGGAUGGGAGGAGCCGCUCCUGGUUGCGCUGUCUCCGGGGAGGGAGUCGCUGGAAGGAGGUAGAGAAGCCAGCCCAGGCUCCCAGCUACUGCCUACUUGGUGGCGGCGGCGGCGGGAGUCGUCGGAUGCCAUGGAGGCCGUCCAGCCCGUGUUGACUGACAGACUGAACCCGUUGCUCCACAAACCAGCUUUCCCAGCCGGCGUUGUGCAGCAGCCUCGAGACCAUGGCGACAGCGUUCCGGGCUUGUACAGUGGGUCUUUCCUUGAAACGAGGGGCAGGCUUAGCAGCGGAUCAAUAACAUCUGAAGAUUCACCGGCGCUGACGCCGAGAUGGUUGUCCAUCAAGUCCAACUCCAGCUCUGACAACUGCUUUGAAGGAUCCAAAAGAGUGGUAUCGUGGUCCGACAGGCACGUUUUCGAUGCAGAAUUCAUGGAUUUGAUGAAACAGGAAGUUGAUAGCCAGCUUGAUAGGCUCAAGGGGGAUGUGACAGGCUUGGAAAACUAUGCAUUGCCAGAUAAUGGAUAUAUAAUUGGUACACACCUGGGCAUGUCUCUUGAUGUGAUGCUGAUUGAGAUUGAUGAGAGGUUCAACGCCUUGAAGUUACUGCUGGCCGCUGUGUUCCGGCAGGCUAGGGAGAUGGCCAGCUCGUCGGUUUCUGAUCUCCAGUUGGAGCAUGAGUUGCAAUUGGAGAUCAUCAACAUCACAAUAGGAGAAUUCAUUGGUGGCCUGCAAGAGGAGAUGGAAAGAAAGCUGUAUGAGCAAAUUUCCAUGACAAACUCCAUGAGUAAGAAUUGGCAGGAUGCCAUAACUCAAUUUGCCAGCAUACGCGAUGAUCUGGGUGCUCUUUCUAAGCUAUUAUUUCCUUCACUGCAAGAAUCACAUAUUGCUCAUAGUAAGCACGAAAAUUCAGGCAGCAGGAGUAAUAGAUGGAAAUACAACUUCUUUGGAAAGAAAAACAAGGAGGAUCAUUCAUCUCGUGCUGAGGAAAACAAGAGUUUCAGGAAACAGAAGUCCAUAGUUGUCUCGGAAAAAUCUGAUUUCCGGCAUCUGAAUGGUAUGAGUACAGAGGAAAUCAUAAGUUAUUUCAAGACUGAAAUGAGCAAAUUGAAGAGGAUGCAUGAAUUGGACUUGCAGGAAAAGACAGAAGAGCUCUUCAAAUUCAAACGGGAGAAGGGAUUGCUUGCUCUUAAAAAUGAUGUGGAAUUUGAGCCAUUAAGAAAGAAAAUUCCACAGAUCAUUUCGAGAAUGGACCAAAUCAUUUCGAAGAACAUAAAGAUGCCUUCACUGUGCAUGACUCACGAUGGACUGGACGAAAGAUGCAUAUCAGCAAAAAGAAUCGAUUCAUUAUAUUAUGAAAACCAGCAUCUUAGAGGUUUGCUUGCAGAUAAUAUGAAGGAUGUCAAGGAAUUAUCAUCUCAGCUAUCUGAAGCCAGUAGAGAAAUGUCUCGUCAGUUGUUGUCAGAAGAUGAUCUCCAGAGACAAAUUGACAAAAUUAAAGAAGAAUAUGAGGACCUCCGAAUUGAAACUGAUGUUAGGGAUGGAGUAUACCAAACUGUUACAAGAAAAAUGCUUGAUGAUUCUAUGAACAGCAUGCAUGAUGCUGCAACAAAUUUUGAUGCAGAACUUAUAUCACUUGAAGCUGUGAUAUAUGAAAAGGAGAAGGCCUUGUGUUCAUCAAAUGAAAAAAAUCGAAUGUUACAAGAAAAAAUAACAGAAUUAGAGCAAUGUUCGAUCCAAGAUAACCAGAAAGAUCCAGAAGUCAUCAAACAAGAGAGUACAGAGAUUAUUUUGCGUGAUAUAGAGGUGGCUUCCCACAUUUCACCAAGAAUAUCACAAGAGACUCUCAAGCAAGAUCUGCAAUAUGAUGAACUUGUCAAACUGAACUCAAGUUUAGAAAUUGCUACAGCUGCAUUGAAGGAAGUUGAAAAGAAAAAUAUCGAUUAUAAUGGCAUUUUCACAAAAAAUGAGCAAGAGAAGCAACUCGAGUGCAUUUUAAUAUCUAUUAUGAAGUUGUCAAAGGAAUUUGUUGAGAUUGAGCAAAAAUUGUCAGUAGAAAGAAGUGCAAGCAGGUCAGAGGAUUUGAGUGAUCAUUGCAACCACAUGGUCAGACAAGCCGUUGUACUAACAAAAAUAGGCCUCUGGUACAAACAAGUGCUAGAAACAAGACGUUCUGAGCUCCAAAAAGCUGAAGCCAAGGUUGUCAUUUUGGGCGACAAGGUUAAUGCGCAUUUAAACCUUCUUGAGAAGAUAUAUGUAACUCUUGAUCGCUACUCUCCUACAUUACAGCAAUAUCCCGGGUUGCUAGAUGCUUUCCUGAAGACAUGCAAGCUUGUGGCAGGUUUGAGAAGUAACCAGAACAAAGAUGACAUAGCAACAUAAAUAGGAGGGGAAAUUAGGCAUGCUUAGGAGUUAGGAGGCCCAACUGCCAGUGCCAGGAGGGUACAACUCUCAACUCCAGUUCAUGUGCAUAACCAAUUUGCCAUGUGAC